This is a messenger RNA of Hylaeus anthracinus, 2130 nucleotides long. RefSeq lists its product as uncharacterized. The coding region runs from base 482 to 1015 and encodes 177 amino acids. Lineage: Eukaryota; Metazoa; Arthropoda; Insecta; Hymenoptera; Colletidae. The transcript is spliced from 7 exons. The record is from RefSeq and is a predicted model, not a curated record.
CGCGCACCUUCGUUCGGCGAGGGUUAUCGUGUUCGGUGGUGAAUACUCGUUGCGGGUGACGGAUCGCCACCGUCUGUCAUUCGUCGAUCAGCUGAUCCCUGGUUAGUGUUAUCCUGGCAACUGCCUCGUCGUCCAAGCCAGCAACGAUUCAGUCGACCAUCCUCUCAACGUUCCAGCCCAGUGCCUGCGAAUUAGGAAGUGGCUGAGCACCCGUGGGACAACAAGAUUCAGGGUAGAAACACGAGAGUCCGAGAAAAGUCCUGGACAGACGAGAGGAGCGUGAUUGAAUAACCGUGGGAAACUUAAAAAAAGAACUCUGGGUCAAGGUUCGAAGAACGUCAGACAUCAGAACGAUGUGAGAAGACUAUAUGGGUGAACACCAAACGAGCAAGGAAGACUCGACGAAAUCACGAACACGUGGCGGGACGUGAAGCGGGCGUUGAGCCUGCUGUGCGUGAAGAAAUUCUCCGGCAGCGGAACAAUGCUGGAAGCGCCGCCCGGAAGUCGCGAGGACCUCGUGGAAGCAGCGAGAACACCAUGUACGCCCACAGAUCUGGACACGAUGCUAUAUGGAUACACGAACAACAUAUACGUGCUGGACCACACUCCUGAGUCCCUGCCGGACAUGGACAUGUUGCAACUGUUCGCCUCGCCAGCGGGUCGAGCGUUGCUCAGCAGCGACAAUCGGCCGAGAAGAUCGACGUCGACCUCCUCCUUGUCUCGAGAGUCCUCUUCAAGGUUGAAGAGCGGCAGAAGACCGUCGGGUACGGGCAUAGUCAGCGCACCGACCUCGCCACCGAGGCAACGCAAAUCUAGCGCGGAACUCUACAAAGAGGCUGUCGAGAUCCUCGGCCUCACCUGUUCGCUGACCGACAGCUGCCGAUGCAUCGACUGCCAGAGCAACUACUUCGACUGCGACGACGAUUGCGGUGACGCGAGACCGGAAUUGGCUGCAGGCACUCCGAUCCUGCUGGACCACGCUCUGUCGCAUCCGUUGACAUGUUCCAUUCAGUAGCAGCCGACCAACGCGUAAACAUUCCGAAAUCGGCCCUCCGUUAGUCCACUCUGCCACAUCGCGAACCCGAAAGUGACCCAAACCCGUCGGAGAGCCAUCCCAGUCGUUUUAUCCGUGACGAAGAGGCGACGUUCGACGCGUGCGCCUCCUUCACGUGCAAACGCUUGAACGAAGAUUAACGCGAACCGCGAGUUGAAGACGAAACGAAUCGACGUGGAACUCAACGAAGAACAAACUCCCGCCUCCGAUGUACAGGGUCGCAUAGCCACAACUUUGCCCAGCGAACGCGAAACGUCGAGAACUUGCACCAAGGUCUUGAUUCACGCUUCUUCGACGAGUACUCGUGCGUCCUCUUCCGAUCUUAAUUAUAUUAAUUACGUUCUUGCCUCUAAGUAAACUCUGCUCGAUUCGUGUAUUUGGUGUGCGUAGAGGAAGGUUGCUCAAGUUGGACCAUCUUCGACAUUCUCUGAAAUUGAAAUGUUAACUUUGCGGCCGUAUUUCCCACAGAUAUAGUACUCGCGCUGGUUUAAAGUAUUUUUGGGUAACUCGCGUUCAGACUGAAGCCUUCGAUUUUGUACGCGAAUUUAAAUACACGUGUACACGCGAAGAGCAAUUCAUGCGACUUAUUCGCAUAACAUCGCGAAUCUCGUAAAUCUCUGAAUAAUGGAAUAAUCACACGAUUGUGUAGUCACUAGUCAUUCGAAGGAAAUCUCAGACACUCGCAGUUAUGGGUACAAAUACUUGUAAAUUUUGAUAUUUGUACAAUUUUUUUGAAGACUUAUGAUAAAUGUAUUAUAAACUUGACUUCUGCAUAUAUUUAUUGUAACCUAAUACAAUGCUCAGGUUUUGAUAUAUUGUUGAAAUUUCUUCAUAUCUUUAUAAAUUGAAAAAAUGUAUUAAUUUCGAAAAUAUUUUUAAUUCCAUGGUCCUUUGAAAAUAUGAUACUUCCUACUGCACGCUAAACAACAGAUGUUUUUUUAACAGUUGAGUGUAACGAAUGAAGUGAAAAUGGCUAGUAUUCAAAACACAAAAACUACAAAAUUAUUUCUAUAUUUCAAAUGUUUGAUUGAAUUAAACUAUAUUCUUUCGCCGAAAGCAACCAAAUAAUUCAUUUA